UAACAACUCCCGGACAUGACUGUUGUCUGGAGACUCGUAUUGUUGCUGCUUACAGCAGCCCCUACAGGCGCCCCUUCACUGUGUUCUUACUCUGUAACACCCAUCAAGUUUGGCUUCCGGAUUGAGUUCUCAAACUCUCCCAGUGGUGACUACAACAUAGCCAUUACAGAAGACGGCCGACCAGAUAUUAAGAAUACAUCCAACGUUCCUGUCUCCAACCAAACCUCAUCACAUGACAUCCAAGGGCUGAAGCCCUGCACUGAAUAUAAGCAUCACGUCACAUUUCUUCACAGUGACGGAAACGUAACAUCGUGUAGCGGCUCCAAUUAUAAAUCUACAACAACUGAAAUGAAUGCCGGUGACGUUAAAGAAGUCAACUCCAAACCUGGACAUGUUUGUUACCAAACUGAUUGGGACAUCAGUUCUUUACAAUCUACACAAAGCAACAUUUCACCUCAGUCACAUGGAAAUAAGACGUUCUGUGUCAAACCUGAUUUUAAUGACAUUUGCUCGGAUUUAGUCUUCACGUCAAAAAACUGUGUGAACGCAGCCUUUACCCUCACCAAAUACAUCACUGCUGAGUUUUUGAAUCCAGAGGAAAUAAAACAGAUUCCUGCAGAUAAACUUCCUGCAGAAAUAAAAGCAGAAUUACCACCAAACUGUAAUAACCUCUCCAUUAAAUACACCUGCUGGGACGGCAGAGACAAUGAGCUGAAGACAUUGUCUGAACUGGAGCCUUUCACUGACUACAGUUGUACUGGUCAGAUCAAGGACAACAAUGUCCUGAUAAAAAACACAAGUGCUCUUCACUUCCGGGUUGACUGUGAUCUAACAAUAACCGUCACAAAGUCAAGUCCAACUAAUACGUCCGUUGAGUUGAUUUGGAAAACAACCAGUCAGAAGUGUGAAGACGACAAUCUUGAGAAUCUUUCAUACUUCUGCAGCUAUGAAAACGCUCAUAGAACUCUGGGUACCAAACUGAGGUCAGGAGGAAAGUGUAACAUUUCUGGACUGAAGCCAUUCACCAAAUACAAAUGUAAAGUCCAGCCUACUUACAAGCAUCAACCUCUCAAGGAUGUUACUCACCAGGACAUUAAAACUGAUGUUGGAGUACCGGGACCAGUUACAAUGUCACUGCAACUUCAAGAGCAUAAUGUGAUUAAAGUGACAUGUGAAACUUUACAGUUUAAUGGGCCUGAGAAAAUCUACAUGUUACAAGUCUCUUAUGGUAGUGAGAUAGUGAGAAAUGAACAACGAAUUAAUAAAUGUAACUUUGUAUUCGACAAUCUGAGAUACUCCACAACCUACAAAGUGAAGGUGACGGCAUUCAAUGGCAAAUUGGAGAGCGCCCCCAAGAUUGAAUCAAUUACUACCAACUAUAAUGACAAAGCUGUCAUUGGUUUUCUCAUCUUUCUCAUCGUCCUCACGUCUCUGGCUCUGCUGCUUAUUACCUACAAGAUCUACAUUCUGAAGAAGAGAAGGACUCGUGACGACAACAGAGAUGAGGUAUUUCUGUCAACAAUUUAUAGUUGUGUUCCAUGAUCUCACGGAGGAAAAUCCUGAUGGAGCUGCAGAUUAAGUCACCUUUUACUCCUUAAAGCUUGCCUUAUCUAAGAAUUUAUUAAUAAUAACAUAAUUAUUUCUUUACAGUGUCAGAAAUG
Solea senegalensis (Senegalese sole) is the source of this 1661-nucleotide messenger RNA. Its product is annotated as receptor-type tyrosine-protein phosphatase C-like. Gene Ontology annotation, molecular function: protein binding. The transcript is spliced from 13 exons. The record is from RefSeq and is a predicted model, not a curated record. NCBI's taxonomy places the organism in Eukaryota, Metazoa, Chordata, Actinopteri, Pleuronectiformes, Soleidae. The coding region runs from base 16 to 1542 and encodes 508 amino acids.